Euleptes europaea (tarantolino) is the source of this 846-nucleotide messenger RNA. It is a transcript of the gene PHETA1, whose product is annotated as PH domain containing endocytic trafficking adaptor 1. NCBI's taxonomy places the organism in Eukaryota, Metazoa, Chordata, Lepidosauria, Squamata, Sphaerodactylidae. The record is from RefSeq and is a predicted model, not a curated record. Gene Ontology annotation, biological process: receptor recycling; endosome organization; retrograde transport, endosome to Golgi. The coding region runs from base 10 to 846 and encodes 278 amino acids. Gene Ontology annotation, cellular component: trans-Golgi network; early endosome; recycling endosome. The transcript has a single exon.
CAGGUGAAAAUGAAGCUGAACGAGCGGAGCUUGGCCUUCUACGCCACCUGCAGCUCCCCCACGGACCAGGCCGGUUUCCUCCACAAGAAAGGCGAGCGCAACACGGCCUACCACCGACGCUGGUUCGUGCUGAAGGGGAACAUGCUGUUUUACUUCGAGGACCGAGAGAGCCGAGAGCCGGUCGGGGUCAUCAUCCUGGAAGGCUCGACGGUGGAGCUGUGCGAGUCCACCGAAGAGUUCGCCUUCGCCAUCCGCUUCGGCUGCGCCAAGUCCCGCACCUACAUCCUGGCGGCCGAGACCCAGGCCGCCAUGGAGUCGUGGGUGAAGGCUCUCUCGCGGGCCAGCUUUGGCUACAUGCGCGUGUUGGUGAAGGAGCUGGAGAAGCAGCUGGAAGAGAUGCAGCGGAACCUCUCCGGCUCCCACCGGGUCCAGAGGAGGUCGCCCCUUUACCGGAAAAACAGGUCCGCUCCGAAUUUGGAGCCAGCCGCCUCUGGCCCAGCCCUUCCUCAGGCGGCGCCGAGCCUCCCGAUCAGCAUCCUGCCGAAAGAAAACGGCUGUGCCUUAUGGUAUAAUUCCGAAGGGCCUCGCAGCCUGCCCAGCGGGUACCCCCCAGAUGAGACAGGGGCAUCUGGGGGUAACAGCCACGAGGGGGGUCUCAAGCCGCCCCCUUUGCCACCACGGAAAAGAGCCUCUUCAGGGAACUGCUGUGGGGCCGGGGGCUCUGGGGUCGACGCCCUGGUGUACUCAGACAGCGCUUGCUUUUCCCAGCUCCACAACUGGUACGGCAGGGAGAUUCUUGAACUGCGAAGAGUGUGGAUGGAGGGGCAGAGGGGCGGAAGCCUAUGA